AUCUUGGUGGUGAUUUUGUUGACAUUGCAACGUCUCCAGAGUUGUCUGGCUUUGAGGUAUGAGGGCUUGCUUCUAAGGGAAAACAAGUCCACAAGCUGCCAAUGGUUACAGGUUUCAUAUGUGGAAUGGCUUAGCUUUGCAGAGCACUGUCUUGAGAGUGGUUUUUAUGCUAUAGCUAACAAGGCAUGUGAAAACGCACUAUCAUGCCUCCAGAAGAAUGAUAUUGCAGACUCCAGAACAGAUCAAGUGUUUGAAAAUUUGCGAGCAACUGAAAAGAUUAACAAACUCAAGAAUCGUGCCCUAUUAUCAGCAUCUUCACACUCGGGUAUGUUUUACAUAUUACGUUAGUUCGAUAGAGAGUUUAUUGGCAAGUAUGAUGGAGCUGGUCAGCUAUACUAGUAGUUCUCAGAUAAGGAAAUCUGAACUUGUAUUAUGAGUGUACCUGAUGCUUUCUUGCUGCUUACUCAUUAUGCUUAUAUACAAUUUUAACCUGACUACCUGGGCAAAUAUAUGAAUAUUAGGGAAAAUCUAUUUGGCUACCUAGAUUUCCCAGGGGCCUUAACAAUGAUAGCACCCCAAUUUGCCAAGUUUAUACUGGUGUAGUGCUCUUAUCAAUAUGCUACCAAACACAUACCUAAAAGGAUGGAUAGCUUAAUUGGCUGCUAUCCCAAUGAUCAGAGCACAUAUUAGAGGUUUACUGAUGUGUAGUUAAAGCUGCAAGACUUCCAAGUGCUGUUUGGUCCCCUGUAGAAUUUUGUUUUAGCAUCAUGCAUCUUUAUUGCUUGCAGACUAUCAUAGCUAUUAUAUUCAGUCAUUCAAUUUGAUGUUAAUGAAUGCCAGAAAAUGUGCAUUGUAGCAUGCAUAUUAUACACAGAUAACUGUUUCUCUUGUAGGAUCUUGCUUUGUAGAGGCUAUUAUUCAUGACUUAAAUUACCCUACCGAUAUAUAUAACCGAUGUUUAUGUAUGGUUCUGUGUUUUCUUGUGGAGUGAUGUGGCAAUCAAGAUUCAUGUUAAAU
Rubroshorea leprosula is the source of this 1017-nucleotide messenger RNA. NCBI's taxonomy places the organism in Eukaryota, Viridiplantae, Streptophyta, Magnoliopsida, Malvales, Dipterocarpaceae. The record is from the annotation of a GenBank genome assembly.